Messenger RNA from Trichoplusia ni (cabbage looper), 987 nucleotides. RefSeq names its product collagen alpha-1(XXVIII) chain-like. Bases 250 to 945 code for a protein of 231 amino acids. NCBI's taxonomy places the organism in Eukaryota, Metazoa, Arthropoda, Insecta, Lepidoptera, Noctuidae. The transcript has 3 exons. The record is from RefSeq and is a predicted model, not a curated record. Gene Ontology annotation, molecular function: serine-type endopeptidase inhibitor activity.
CAUUAACUUUUUUUGCGAUACUAAUUAAAAAUCAAUUAGAAAUUAACUUCAUUAAAUAAAACAUGCAAGCCUAGUGUAUAUAGAGUAAGAAUAGACAAAUUUAGGUCUCUUGGAUCUUAGCAGUCCAGUAUAAAAUAUGUAAUUUGCAUCAAAAUCGCUACUAUUACUUAUUUUACAAAUUUUAAAAACGUCAAGAUUCCAAUAUAGCGUGUAAUUCUUUUUUUAAAGAUUUGCAUUUCGCAGACGGCCAUGAAAAAAUAUAAAGUGUUAACUUUUCAGCUGGGAAGCUUUUUAAACGGUACAAUACUGCUUCUAUCUAUCAGCUUAAAGAGCUCUCUAGCGUGCCAUGGGGACAACAGUAAGUCCCACUGGAAAGGCCCAAGUGACCCCAAAAGGGUACGGGACAUGAUGAUAUCAAGUGACGAAACCCCGGAAACACAAAAUGUAUCGAGAAUAAAAAACGACUUCGACAGAAACGUAAAGGUUUCUUGGGGAGGGUGGACGCCAGCGCCGGAAGUGUUAACGGAAUGGAAAAAGUGGGUUACGAACUAUGAGUUACUAAACAAUGACACUGACUUCAUGAAAGACGGAGAAAAAGAAAAAUUAGAUAGGGAGCGUAAAGGAACGGGCUGGCCCUCAGACUGGCUAGAUUUGGGCGUGGGGUCAGGCGGUGCGGCUCCUCCACCCUGGAGUUACUCGCCUAAGUAUAUAGGUAAAUCAGAAACCUGCACUCAACCACCGAGACGGGGAGCCUGUAAUGAGAAUUUAAAAAGGUGGGGCUAUAACGGUUUCAUCGAUAAAUGUGUGGAAUUUAUAUACAGUGGCUGCAACGGUAACUAUAACAAUUUCUUAACACAAUUGGAUUGUGAGAAGGUAUGUUUGGUUCCACCAAAAUCUGGAUGUGAAAGCGAAGCACACAUUUCUCGCGAUGACUUAGGUCGAUGAAGUGGCCUUUUAAAUAAAGACUUUUUAUAUACACUUUAUGAU